AACAAAAAGGUCAUUAACCUGAUCUAAUUACCGGCCUGCAGAUCGAUUUCCUCUAUCAAAAUGAGUGUAGCCAUGGUUAAUAGCUCGACGAUAAUGGGAUUCAUGAAAGAUAGAAAGACGUUCAACAGUUGCAUUGACGAAUGUUUUGAGAUGCUAGAUAUCGAUGGUAACGGUACACUUUCACGAAAAGAGCUUCGUGGAGAAUUCCAUAGGGUUUUGUCAUUGGGAUACUACAAGUCGGAACCGGAAGAGGAGACCAAUGAUCUGCACGAAAUCGUUUUCAAAAGGUUUGAUGAGGAUAAAAAUGGGGUGAUUGAUCGUAAGGAAUUUAUGGCCCUUAUCAGGGAACUUAUGCAAGCCAUGGCACGAGGAAUUGGAGAUUCGCCAGUUCUAGUGGCUCUUGAGCAAGAUAGUCUGCUUAUGAAGGCUGCUCAACAUGAAUUGGCGGCCUUGGCCAGCAUGAAGCUGGGAUCAGCUAGGAAAAAAAGUGGCAAAAGAUCAGAUAUAAAUGGGCUUCUGGGUAUAUGCCUUUGCUGUCAUAAAUUGGAAACUUGCAACUAGCACAACCGCAAUAAUGAUAUAUCAGCUUUGUCAAAUGAUCAGCGGCGUGCAUGCUUAAUCUGCGAAACCAUGCCAUGAUUCGCAUGAAUAUUUGCAGCUAGUGACGUCGAUCCUAGCUCCUCAAUCUGAUCUCUCGUAAUCCAUGCAUGAAUAUAUGCAUAUUUUGUUUAAUUUCUUAGAAAAGAAAAGAUGAAGAAUAAUAUAUAAAUCAUUGACAUCGAUCUCCUGA
Juglans microcarpa x Juglans regia is the source of this 790-nucleotide messenger RNA. RefSeq lists its product as uncharacterized. The coding region runs from base 61 to 561 and encodes 166 amino acids. Gene Ontology annotation, molecular function: calcium ion binding. Lineage: Eukaryota; Viridiplantae; Streptophyta; Magnoliopsida; Fagales; Juglandaceae. The record is from RefSeq and is a predicted model, not a curated record. The transcript has a single exon.